Molecule: messenger RNA, 1525 nt
Organism: Paramisgurnus dabryanus
Lineage: Eukaryota; Metazoa; Chordata; Actinopteri; Cypriniformes; Cobitidae
Gene: diabloa
Product: diablo, IAP-binding mitochondrial protein a
Biological process (GO): intrinsic apoptotic signaling pathway in response to oxidative stress; neuron apoptotic process
Cellular component (GO): mitochondrion
Source: RefSeq, a predicted model, not a curated record
AGUGCUAGUAAUUUCACACAUCCAAGACCUUAUUGAAGGUUUAUACAUCCGAAAAAUCUCAAACAAGGACUAAAACGCAUUUUAUUAUUUUUAUUUUUUAAUUCGUUUAAGAUUUAAAGGCAACAUGCAGGCUUUUAGGAACUGUAGCUUUUGUGCUGGUGGGAAUCUUCUUAAGGGUCGGACCGAUUUCCUGCUUGCCCGGAGAAACAUGGCGGCGCUUCGGCUGAGCGCUGCGUGCGUUCAACUACUCAAGGACAAAGCAACUGUGCUGUGCAGCAGUUCUGUUCACCAGCGUCUCAUGCGCAUGCCCAAGGUCUCUCGAUCCAGCGCAGUAGCAUUCAGUGUCACCAGCGGUCUCUGUGCAGUUCCCUUUACACAGCAAGUGGAAAACCUCUCCCAUGAAUCACUCAUUCGCCGGGCUUCCUGUCUGGUCACAGACAGUGCCAACACGUACCUCUCUCAGACCACGCUGGCCCUUGUGGAUGCCCUAACACAAUAUGCCAAAGCCCUGCAUACGCUCAUUGCCCUUCAGAAGCGGUACAUAACCUCAAUAGGUAAACUGACCCCUGCUGAAGAGGACAGAAUUUGGCAGGUGAUCAUUGGCCAACGAGUUGAGGUUGGGGAUAGACAAGAUGAAUGUAACCGGUUCGAGUCAAACUGGAUAAAUGCCAUCCACAUAUGUGAACUGUCAGCAGAGGCAGCCUACAAUUCAGGAGCGGAGCAUGCACGCACAGCAACAAAAACAAAUCUGCAGGUGGCUCAGUCCAAAGUGGAGGAGGUUCGAAAGAUCUCCAAAGAUGCAGAGAAAAAACUGGCAGAGACUAAAGCAGAAGAAAUCCAGAGAAUGGCUGAAUAUGCCUCCAGCAUUGACAAACCCGAAAUGGAAAAUGUUCCAGAGGCCUACCUUCGUGAAGACUAGAGUCACUCAAUAUGAUGGGAUGUUGAAUGCACCUUAUGAACCGAUUGCAGCGAUUAACUGUUAUGUAACGUUCAGAAACACUGCUUUAAAUGCUGCGUUUAUCGUAUGGGUAGUGAAUUGCUAUUUACUAGCAAUGCAGAUUUUGUCGACUGACGGUCAAUAUAGUGCUGUCCGUUUAAAACAACAGAGCAGCCUCAAAGUCCAUCCGGUUGCUUUUUAAGAAAAAUGGGUUAAUGUAUUCGUUAAUGCAACUUUUAAUAUGCAUUGAAACAUUGAUACGUAGCAAAUGUCAGAAAUCACAUUGAUUUAAUAUUUAUAUAUGUAUAUAUUUUCCAUAUUUUGUGUUUGUUUAUGUUCUUUGCUGUACAAUUGUCAUGAGUCUGUACAACACUAAAAUUAUAUUAAACAUAAAAAAAAGCAUAAAAUCCUUGAAGAUAUAAUAGCCUAUUAAAAUAGUAUGGUAUCAUUAAGGCUAUAUUGUUUCAUAUUUUGAAGAGCACAAUGAAACUGCUGUUAUUUAUUUUCUUGAUUGAUUUAAUGUCCAAUUUGUCCAGAACAGUUUAUGUAGAAGUGUCAAAUUCAAUAAAAUGUAUCCUUGUUCGUUUA